CUAGUAAAAAUUAGUUCUCUUAAUUACUCCUCAGUUAAUUUAGUGGUUUCCACGGUUAAUCAUUCCCUUGGGACUGAUUAAGCGAUUCCAACCUCAACAACCUCAUCUCCUCAUUGAACUUCUUUAUAAAUGCCUCAACUCGUCGAUUCUAUUCGUCCUGACUCAGCAACGGUUCCUUUCUCAGCUUCAAUACUGAAGCCGGGGACGAGCUCACUUGCAGCGGUGACAUCUGGAAAUUGGUCUGGUCCUUGGACGUUUCCGAUUUCUUCACCACCGGCGACGGCUCAGCGAGCGAAUCCACGUUCACCUAAUUCUCCCAUGUGUCCUCGAACGUCUCUGAUUUCUUCAGGUGCCUCGAUAACGGAAUGCGCACUUAAAGCUCUUCCUGGUAGCUACAAGCUAUGGAAUGCGUAUCUGCGAGAACGCCUUGAAAUUGUUAGAAAUCUACCCGUUACUCACCCCAAGUAUGACACCCUCAACAAUACGUUUGAAAGAGCUCUUGUUACAAUGCACAAGAUGCCCAGGAUAUGGAUAAUGUACUUGCAAACCCUGACAGAACAGAAGUUGAUUACUAGAACGCGUAGGAGUUUUGACAGGGCUCUCUGUGCAUUGUCAGUGACUCAGCAGGACAGGAUUUGGGAGCCUUAUUUGAGUGUGAUUGCUCACAAGAUGGAGAGCUUGGAUUUAAGUGAUGAGGAAGAAGAAGACAUACAAGAAGACACGAUUGAGGAGGAUGAAGAUAUUCGUUUGGAUGUUGGUCUGUGCAAGUCAAAACACAAGUUUGAGAGGAAAAUAUUUAAGGGGUUUUGGUUGCAUGAUGACAAGGAUAUAGAUCUGAGGUUGGCUCGGUUGGAGAAUUUAAUGAACAGAAGGCCGGAACUUGCCAAUAGUGUCCUCUUACGUCAAAAUCCACAUAAUGUGGAGCAAUGGCACAGGAGGGUAAAGAUUUUUGAGGGUAGCCCAACCAAACAGAUUUUGACUUACACAGAAGCAGUGAGGACGGUUGAUCCCAUGAAAGCAGUUGGGAAGCCUCAUACCUUGUGGGUUGCCUUUGCUAAAUUGUAUGAGAACCACAAAGAUAUAGCUAAUGCUCGAGUGAUUUUUGACAAGGCAGUGCAAGUAAACUACAAGACUGUGGAUCAUCUGGCUAGUGUCUGGUGUGAGUGGGCAGAAAUGGAGUUGAGGCACAAGAAUUUCAAAGGGGCACUGGAGUUGAUGAGGCGGGCGACAGCUGAACCAUCAGUUGAGGUGAAACGAAGAGAGCUAGAAAAGAGCUUGGGAGAAAUUGACCGAGCUAGGGGAAUAUAUGUGUUUGCAUCUCAAUUUGCAGAUCCACGCACUGAUGGUGAUUUUUGGAAUAAGUGGCAUGAGUUUGAGGUUCAGCAUGGAAAUGAAGAUACCUUCAGAGAAAUGCUGCGAAUCAAAAGAAGUGUUUCUGCAAGUUAUAGCCAGACACACUUCAUUCUGCCAGAGUACAUGAUGCAGAAGGAUCAGUCAUUGACCCUUGAUGAUGCAAAGGAUAAAUUGAAGCAGGCGGGUGUCCCGGAAGAUGAGAUGGCUGCUCUUGAGAGGCAAUUGGCCCCUGCGUCCAAAAAUGUCAAUUCUAAAGACAGCAGCAGAAAAGUGGGGUUUGUGAGUGCUGGGGUGGAGUCCCAGACUGAUGGAGGGAUGAAACCAGUUGCCAGCGAAGACAUUGAUCUGCCAGAAGAAAGUGAUUCUGAAGAUGAAGAAAGAGUUGAAAUUGCACAGAAAGAUGUUCCUACUGCUGUAUUUGGAGGUCUUGUCAGGAAGAGAGACGAUGGUGACAGAGAUGCGGAUGAUGAUAUUGUACCAGCCAAAGAUAGGGAAAGUGAGAGUCGUCUAGGAGCCCUUGAGAGAAUAAAGAGGCAGAAAAAAACUUGAUUUUAGUUACCUUGUCUAAUUUUGAUUGCUGAUAUCUUUUGUUCAUUUACGACGCAUGUACCCUUUAAGCAUUUCUGACAUGCAUUAAGCUAGUGCCUGCCUGAAUAUAACGAGAUUAUGAGU
Molecule: messenger RNA, 2025 nt
Organism: Rubroshorea leprosula
Lineage: Eukaryota; Viridiplantae; Streptophyta; Magnoliopsida; Malvales; Dipterocarpaceae
Source: the annotation of a GenBank genome assembly